Messenger RNA from Fraxinus pennsylvanica, 2481 nucleotides. Lineage: Eukaryota; Viridiplantae; Streptophyta; Magnoliopsida; Lamiales; Oleaceae. The record is from the annotation of a GenBank genome assembly.
AUGGCGGCUGUUUCCUCGGUUUAUGGAAACGGGUUUCCACCCAUUUUCUGUCUCACCUCAACCCGUACCAUCAAGAAAUAUCCUCCCGCCACCAUAUCCCGCGUUGCCACUGCUGCUAAUCCUACCAGUACUACUACACACAGUGAAAUUCAAAAUGGGCCCAUAUAUGCGACUGGAAGAGCUGGGAAGAGUCUUUCAGUUUCGUCCUCGAUAAGACAAUCUGCAAUGCUCGACAUUCAACAGUCCACCGACUUGGCCUCUGCUCUUUCGAGAUCAGGAGAGGUGUUGAAAGCACAAGACUUUAAUGUGAUUUUGCGCCAUUUUGGGAAGUUAAACAGAUGGAAGGAUCUUUCUCAGCUUUUUGAUUGGAUGCAACACUACGGGAAAACAAAUAUUGCUUCUUACAGCAGUUAUAUGAAGUUCAUGGGGAGGCAUCUCAAUCCUCUAAAGGUCCUAGAAAUAUACAAUAGCAUCAAAGACAAGUCAACAAGGAACAGUGUCUCCCUCUGUAAUUCCGUUCUGAAUUGUCUGGUUAAAAGUGGAAAGUUUGAGGGCAGCCUCCAAGUAUUUAAUCAAAUGAAGCAAGAUGGUCUAAUACCUGAUAUUGUUACCUAUAGUACGCUACUUGUGGGUUGUGCAAAAGUGAAAGGUGGCUAUUCAAAGGCAUUGGAGUUGGUUCAGGAAAUUAAGUCUAGUGGUUUGCAUUUGGAUUGCAUAACAUACGGGACACUUCUAUCUGUAUGUGCUUCAAAUAAUCGGUGUGAAGAAGCAGAAAAAUACUUUGAGCAGAUGAAGAUCGAAGGUCAUGCUCCCAAUGUUUUUCACUACAGCUCUUUGGUUAAUGCGUACGCAAUCGAUGGCAAUUAUAGAAAAGCUGAUGAGUUAAUUCAAGAGUUGAAAUCUGCUGGGUUAGAGUUGAAUAAGGUUAUUUUAACAACUUUGCUGAAGGUAUAUGUAAAAGGAGGUCUUUUUGACAAAUCAAGAGAACUCUUGGAUGAACUCCAAAGACUGGGCUAUGCUGGAGAUGAGAUGCCAUACUGUCUGCUGAUGGAUGGCCUCGCAAAGUCUGGAAAACUUAAGGAAGCCAGAUUAGUUUUUAAUGAAAUGAAGCAAAACGAAGUGAGAAAUGAUGGUUACUCCUACAGUAUCAUGAUUUCAGCCCUCUGCCGUAGUGGUCUCCUUGAAGAUGCAAAGCAAUUGGCUUGUGAAUUUGAAGCCAAAUAUGACAAGUAUGACGUGGUUAUUUUGAAUACAAUGCUCUGUGCCUAUUGUCGAACAGGAGAAAUGGAGAAUGUAAUGAAAAUGAUGAAGAAAAUGGAUGAGUCAGCAAUUAGCCCUGAUUGGAAUACCUUUCAUAUUUUAAUAAAAUAUUUUAGCAAGGAAAAGUUGUAUCUACUUGCAUACCGUACCAUGGAAGACAUGCACAGAAAAGGUCACGAACCAGAGGAGGACCUCUGUUCCUCUUUAAUUUACCACCUUGGUAAAACUGGUGCCCAUUCAGAAGCAUUUUCUGUGUACAAUAUGUUGAGAUAUAGCAAGAAAACCACAUGCAAGGCCCUUCAUGAAAAGAUUUUGCAUAUUUUAGUUGCAGGUGGACUUCUCAAAGAUGCAUAUGUAGUGGUCAAGGACAAUGCAAAGUUGAUCUCUCGGGCUGCUAUAAGGAAGUUUUCUACCUCCUUUAUGAAAAGAGGCAAUAUGAACUUGAUAAAUGAUGUGCUAAAGUCUAUUCACGGAUCUGGUUACAAGAUUGAUCAGGAAAUAUUUCAUAUGGCCAUAUCUCGUUAUAUUCAGCAACCUGAUAAGAAAGCAUUGCUUCUUCACUUGCUCAAGUGGAUGCCUGGUCAAGGCUAUGCUGUCGAUUCAUCUACAAGAAGUUUGAUUCUAAAAAAUUCCCACUUGUUUGGUCGUGAACUUAUCAUGGAACUAUUGUCCAAGCAGUUUAUGGACCUCUGUUCCUCUUUAAUUUACCACCUUGGUAAAACUGGUGCCCAUUCAGAAGCAUUUUCUGUGUACAAUAUGUUGAGAUAUAGCAAGAAAACCACAUGCAAGGCCCUUCAUGAAAAGAUUUUGCAUAUUUUAGUUGCAGGUGGACUUCUCAAAGAUGCAUAUGUAGUGGUCAAGGACAAUGCAAAGUUGAUCUCUCGGGCUGCUAUAAGGAAGUUUUCUACCUCCUUUAUGAAAAGAGGCAAUAUGAACUUGAUAAAUGAUGUGCUAAAGUCUAUUCACGGAUCUGGUUACAAGAUUGAUCAGGAAAUAUUUCAUAUGGCCAUAUCUCGUUAUAUUCAGCAACCUGAUAAGAAAGCAUUGCUUCUUCACUUGCUCAAGUGGAUGCCUGGUCAAGGCUAUGCUGUCGAUUCAUCUACAAGAAGUUUGAUUCUAAAAAAUUCCCACUUGUUUGGUCGUGAACUUAUCAUGGAACUAUUGUCCAAGCAGUUUAUGGUGUUGAAAACAAAUAAUUCUCGUGAGGGGAAGACGAAAUGA